Camellia sinensis is the source of this 684-nucleotide messenger RNA. Lineage: Eukaryota; Viridiplantae; Streptophyta; Magnoliopsida; Ericales; Theaceae. The record is from RefSeq and is a predicted model, not a curated record.
AUGUCGGAUACCUCUCAAAGCAUUGCAUUCUUCCACAAAACUCUUGGCAGCUCCUUUCUCUCAACAGCAACCUAUUUAGCAGCAGCCUAUAAUAGUGUUUCAUUUUGUGUUUAUAAUAUAGGUCCAUCUGUAAAGCGAGUACGAGGACCAACUAGGGGUAAGAACAGUAGUAGACUCAUCAGCCAACAUAGUGGGAAGAAGCUUUUUGUUGGAGUUUCUAUUGAGAGGAGGACAUUUGUGGGGCUUAAUGCCACCAAGGCCGCUAACGAAUUGGGGGCACAAAUUCGAUUGCAAGCCCCAUUGCAAGGAACAAAAAAUUGGGAGGACGUUCCACCAGUCAUUCGAGCAGCUAUUGUACAAUCCUUGCGGGAUAAGUUUGAGAUUGAAGGAUAUGAUGAGAGUCCACUUCCACAAGAAAUCAUUGACACAAAGGCCACACAUUUGUUCAAAGGCUGGCGAUAUCAUAUGCAUGAACAUUACAAAGAGUUGCUGAAAGAAGGUACAGAUCCUUAUAGUAAACCAUUUGUUGGGGUGAGCGAAGAAGAUUGGAGAUACAUGAUUGAUGAAGUGUUUCUUGGUGACACACACAAGAAACGGUCAACAAGAAAUAUAGCCAACAGGAAAAAGUUACCCUAUAAUCACACCAUGGGUUCAAGGUCAUUUUCAGCAGCAAUCUCAUCCUGA